Neurospora tetrasperma FGSC 2508 is the source of this 1618-nucleotide messenger RNA. RefSeq lists its product as uncharacterized. Bases 37 to 1617 code for a protein of 526 amino acids. The record is from RefSeq and is a predicted model, not a curated record. The transcript is spliced from 3 exons. Lineage: Eukaryota; Fungi; Ascomycota; Sordariomycetes; Sordariales; Sordariaceae.
CACCACUUCAGAUAUCAAUAGCCAAUUGAUAACAACAUGGCGCACCACCACCACGCUGAAGGGGUCAUCAACCCCCUCAGACCAUACUACAUCCCGCCCACCAUUGGCGAACCCGCAGUCGAGCCCAUGACGGCACCCGGUCCCCAUGCCUUCGCCCAGGGAAACGCGACCGACAACUAUGCCUCCAAGGCGCGAACUAUCUUCUCCGACAUCGACAUCGACUACAAGGACUACCUCAACGACCAAUCGCCCUCGGUCAUGUCGACGGUCAAGGAAGUCCUCGACGAGCUGCUGUGGAAGUACAUGUCCGUCUUCAUGGCCCAGCCCUUUGAGGUGGCCAAGACCAUCAUGCAGGUCCGCGCCCAGGACGACCUGGGAGGACUGGAGGCCCUCGCGGUAGAGCAGGCGAAGCAAAAGACGGCGACGAACCAAAAGAUUCGCAUGUAUGAUGAGGAUACCCCCUCCCCCUACGAUUCCGAUUCCGACCAAGAUGAAAUGGCCUCCUUCUUCACAGCCAAGGUCCCCCACCGACCAGCCUCGCCAUCCCAGAAUCGCUCAGGCAGACCGAGAUCCCCGAGCCCCGGCACAUCGACGACGCGCACCCCCAGCAAACAGGUCCCAGAACACCAACUCACAUUGCGCACGCCCAAUUCGGUGCUCGAGGUGAUUGCGCAGCUAUGGCAGAAAGAAGGAGCGUGGGGUGUGUGGAAGGGAACCAAUGCGACUUUCAUCUACUCGGUUCUGCAGUCGCUGCUAGAGAACUGGUCGCGAAGUUUGCUUAGUGCUCUCUUCAACGUCCCUGAUCUGGGCGUACGAGGUGAUCUAGACCGGCUAGUUGACAUUGCGUCACCAUACCCAUGGGCGUCACUUUUCGUUGCUGGUGCUGCUGCCGCCAUCACCGGCCUCAUCCUCUCUCCUCUGGACUUGGUCCGGACACGCCUCGUCCUAACCUCCGUCUCUCGCGGCUCCCGCCGCACCCUCUCCACCCUCCGCGCCCUCCCCUCCUACCUCUGCCCCGUCACCCUCGUCAUCCCCACCGUCCUGCACUCCCUCAUCCACCCCGUCCUCAUGCUCUCCACACCCCUCGUCCUCCGCUCGCGCUUCAUGAUCGACCGCGAAGUCUCCCCCGUGGCCUUUUCCAUCGCCAAGUUCUGCUCCUCCACCGUCGCUUUGUUCAUCAAGCUACCCCUCGAGACCGUCCUGCGCCGCGGCCAGGCGGCCGUCCUUAGCUCGCCGCAGUACGUGGCUGCGCUCGAGCCCAAGGUGCCGACUGUCACGAAGAGCAGGAGGGCGGCGGCGGCGGGCGAGAGGGGUGAGGAUGGCAGCGUACCGCAGAUGGAGACGAUCGUCCCGCUGGGCAGGUACAAUGGGUUGUUUGGCACAAUGUAUAGCAUCGUCAAUGAGGAGGGGUCGCAUGCGGCGCCCAUGACGGCGGCGGCCAAGAGGAAGGCGGCUGCCGCCAAGAAGAAGGGCGACGCCUCGGUGCCGCAGGUGGUUUAUAGGCGGGGGCAAGGGUGUGAUGGUCUAUGGAGGGGAUGGAAGGUUAGUUGGUGGGGGUUGGUUGGGCUGUGGACGGCGGGAGUGAUUGGAGGUGGCGGUGAUGCCGGGGAGUUUUAGG